Molecule: messenger RNA, 918 nt
Organism: Perkinsus marinus ATCC 50983
Lineage: Eukaryota; Perkinsozoa; Perkinsida; Perkinsidae
Product: fructose-1,6-bisphosphate aldolase, putative
Exons: 3
Coding region: 1-918 (305 amino acids)
Biological process (GO): glycolytic process; fructose 1,6-bisphosphate metabolic process
Cellular component (GO): cytosol
Molecular function (GO): fructose-bisphosphate aldolase activity
Source: RefSeq, a predicted model, not a curated record
AUGCCCGCUCGUGAGGUCCUCAAGUAUCAGUCUGAGCUCAUUCAGACUGCCAACGCCAUCUGCACUCCCGGUAAGGGAAUCUUGGCUGCUGAUGAGUCCACUGGUACCAUCAAGAAGCGUUUCGAUGCUGCUGGUAUCGAGAACACUGAGGAGCACCGUGCUGCCUACAGAUCUCUUCUUUUCACUGCCCCUGAUGCUGGCAAGUACAUAUCUGGCUCCAUUUUAUUCGAGGAAACUCUUUUCCAGAAGAAUGCUGAAGGUAUCCCGAUGGUCGACUUGCUUAAGAAGCAGGGCAUUAUUCCCGGCAUCAAGGUUGAUAAGGGACUUGUCCAGCUCGCUGGUACCGAUGGUGAGACUGCCACUCAGGGACUUGAUGGUCUUGCUGAGCGUUGCCAGAAGUAUUACGAACAGGGUGCUCGCUUUGCCAAGUGGAGAGCUGUUCUGAAGAUUGACGAAGCUAAGCAGAUGCCUUCUCAGCUUUCCAUCGUGGAGACUGCACACACUCUUGCUCGUUAUGCGACCAUCUGCCAGGCCAAUGGUCUUGUUCCCAUUGUCGAGCCCGAGAUCUUGACGGACGGUGCUCACACCAUCGAGACUUCUGCCUAUGUUACUGAGAGAGUUCUAUCUGCUGUUUUCAAGGCCUUGAACGACCAGCAUGUUCUUCUUGAGGGUUGCCUCCUCAAGCCUAAUAUGGUUACUGCUGGCGCCGACUGCCCUGUGCGCCCUACCGCCCAGAAGAUUGCUGAGUUGACUGUCCGCACUCUCGCCCGCACUGUCCCUCCGGCUCUCGUUGGUGUCGUCUUCCUUUCUGGUGGUCAGAGNNNNGUUCACCAUGGAAAAUGUUCCCAUCAUGCUGAAAUUUCUAUAGUGACCAUCAGCUCCAGUGCCAAGCUCCAGGAUUUGACCACAGUCUGGUAG